Messenger RNA from Helicoverpa zea (corn earworm), 2273 nucleotides. It is a transcript of the gene Fa, whose product is annotated as FMRFamide-related peptides. Bases 973 to 1545 code for a protein of 190 amino acids. The transcript has 2 exons. The record is from RefSeq and is a predicted model, not a curated record. NCBI's taxonomy places the organism in Eukaryota, Metazoa, Arthropoda, Insecta, Lepidoptera, Noctuidae.
CAACCAAUUAACACGUAUACUUUAGCUACACGAGUAAAUAAUAUUACCUAUAUUUUGGCGUUUAGUGUUCUAAGGAUAUUUUUUUCAAAAUAUAUUACGUAUUACAUUCCCAACUGCUCUCACUGUAUGUAUUUUAAAUUGGUUCACUAGUCAAAGGCCCACCCACUAAUAAACAAACACAAUUUUAUUUCUUCUAACGUUGUUAAAGAAAUUUCAUUCACGUAUCUCAGCCUUAAAGAUAAACAGAACCAGAUUUCGUUAGAAUAUUCUAGAUUCAGAGCUUAAAGGAAACAAACAAACGAACAAAGUUAAAGAAACAAAACCAAAAGAUACAUAAAAAGACAAUUUUGAACGUGAAUUCCGAAGAUAAAUAUUGCUUAAGGUAUUCCCGAAAUACGGUGGAUGACGACAUCUUCACAAGAGCGUCUCGAGACAAUUUCGUUUGUUUAUCGUCGAGCUAAGGUGUUAUAAAUAAAAGUAUCUAGUAGACUGCAGACUGAACUGUCGGCCGACAGUAAAGUUUGAUGGUAAUCGUGAAUGCCAGGAAACUUUUUAGUCAGCUGAUAGCUGAUUGUUGUAAUGUGCACUACAUGAAUACAUCUUUCUACUGAUUUAAGGUACGGUCAAAUAUAGGCCUACUAAAAGUUUAGGCCCAAAAAACUUAAAUCGGCUUUUCAUGACGGAUAAUAUAUUACUGUUAGAAUGUCACACGAUAAAAACUCGAAACAGUUCUACUAUUAAAGGCUGCUUCUACCGUACACAAACCGACUAACUGACACUAGGAUAAAAAAGCCAAUAAGCUUACUUUUAUAUGAGUGAGAAGAUCCGUCGGGACGUGGGUUUAACGGAGAAAACUCCACGGAGAACAGCUAUUUCUAAGGAAUUUUGGUUUAUAAGCUCUUCGAUCACGCCAAAACAGUCUUCACCUGACUUAAGUGAGUUCUCCUUCUUUGCAGUUUUCCACAUCACAUCAUGAGUUGUUCCCGAAGCAUUGCGCUGUUGGCGGCGUUGUGGCUGGUGGUGGGAGCCACCUCCUCCCCCGUCAGGAGAUCACCAGAUCUUGAGGCGAGACGUAGAAGUGCUAUCGACAGGAGUAUGAUUAGGUUCGGCCGUUCAUACCCCCAAGAGCCUUCAGCAGCAGACCUUAGAGAAGCCUUCCAGCGCCCCACACGUAGAGGGAACAGUUUCCUCCGCUUCGGCCGCUCGCAACCCCUCACCCUCUCCACCGACGACCUAGUCUCCCUCCUCAGAGCAUACGAAGAGGACUACGACACCCCCAUGACGAAAAAAUCCGCCAGCUUCGUCCGUUUUGGACGGGACCCUAACUUCAUCAGGCUAGGCCGUUCCGCUGAAGACGAAAAGAGUGCUUUUGAGCAGAAUUCUGAGCUGGUGGUCAGUGGAUAUCCUCAGAGGAAGAGCCGAGCGAGGGAUCACUUCAUCAGGCUUGGAAGGGACAGUGAGGAGAUGAACGAGAAUGAGUUGGAAGAGAGUGAGGAUAGCAGACGGAAGAGGUCCGUUGAGGCAUGCCAUGACUGCCAGUCGUAAUCUCUUUGUUACUUUUCUAUUACUGGGCUAACCGCUGAUUGAGAAUUUUUAUUGUGAACUAAAUACUGUGAAUUGUUACUAAUAUUUUUCAAUUUCAAUAAUGAUAGUGUUUUGUUUCCUUUUGAAUGUGGAAGCCUGUAUUUUAAUCUGUCAAUUUUAAAACUAUAUUAUGUGGUGUGUACUACUAGUGAGGAGUAUACUAGUCUCAUCCUGCGGUUUUUAUUGUAUUUUCUCUACAAUUUUUGACAGGCUAAAGUUUUCUAAAAAGGCUUAACUAUGUGGUGCAAUUGAUGUUAAAAAAAUAUAAAAAAUCAAAUAAGUAUUACUACUAUAGGUUUAAUAUUUUAGAAAAGUACAGUUAAAACAUUUUAACGGUUAUAUUUUACAAAUUAAUGUAUUUAUCUUGAAACAUAAUACGCUUACUCAUAUUUUGAUCUCAAAUAUUUAUAAGCACUUAUUUUAUAAAUAAUUUAUUAUAACAUAUAAAACCUUAUUAAAAAUAACUGUAUUUACGUAAUUUAUAUAUUUCAAAAUAUAAUUUAUUUGUAAUAAAAAAUGCCAUUCCUAUAUAGUAUUUUUUCUUUCAUUAUUUCUUAAAUGUAAAUUUAAUGAAACUGUACAUUUAUAAAGUGUUAGCAUCUGAAAUAUAGGCUGGGUUAUUUCAAUUUCGGAUGCCCACACUAAUUGAAAAAAAUAAUUAAUAGCUAUAAUAAAACUACUUAAAAACU